Molecule: messenger RNA, 2796 nt
Organism: Cinclus cinclus
Lineage: Eukaryota; Metazoa; Chordata; Aves; Passeriformes; Cinclidae
Product: zinc finger protein 271-like
Biological process (GO): negative regulation of transcription by RNA polymerase II
Molecular function (GO): DNA-binding transcription repressor activity, RNA polymerase II-specific
Source: RefSeq, a predicted model, not a curated record
CCGCCCUCACGUGACCAGGGAGAACCCCGCGCUGCUUCCGCACACCAAUCACAGCGCGCGAUCGCUCCUAGAUUUGCAUAACCACGCCCUCUGCUCCGACACCGCCCACCACCGGCUGUAGCCGGGUCUAGGCGCAGUUUGCUCCCAGUUCCCUCCCAGUGCUCCCAGUAAGAGCGGUACUGGCAGGGAGAGCGCUCCCAGUUGCUUCUAGGUGCUGUCAGGAUCGUUACCAGUGCUCCCAGUAUCACUUCCCAGUGCCGCGCGGGGCGCAACCGCUUUGCAAUCCCCCAGGGCGGAGCGCGGCUGCUUUUGCGCGUCGGCACCGGGCCGGGCCGGGCUGGGGGAGGAGGAGCGGAAGGAAGAAGAGUAGUGGAAGGAAGAGCAGCAGCAGAACCGAGCGGCUCACUCGCUCGCCCGCUCUAGGCCGCAGCUUCCCCGACUUCCCCGGCAUCACCCCUCCCCCCGGAAGCCGCAGGUGAGCUGGGAGGGGGAGCUCGCCCCAAAUCCAUCGUGGGGAGGUCUCCUGGAGGUUUCUUUGUGGGGCAGGAGAUGUUUGGAUCUUGCAGGACCCCGAAGCUCAGCCGGAAAUGCCCCGGGAGGGAUCUUGGCGGGUCCCACAUUGCUAUCGCUCGUUCUGGCGGAGAGGGGGCGAGAUCGGUUCUGGGGAUAUCCGGGAGAGCCGUGGGGGAAUACGGGAACCCCGGAGCGGGGAGAGCGCAGAGGGGCGAUCCCGGAGCCGGGGGACCCCCGGCAGCCUGGAGGGGUGUGGGAGGUUGGUGAUAAGCAGCCCCAGGCUCUCUGAGGCUGAAAGGGGCACUGGCUUGUCCAGCUGAACUUGGCCCGCAGGAACAUAAACCCAACGCGCUCAACCCUUCUUUUCCCCCAAAAAUGGAUUUCCCAUUCCUAAACCUUGGCCCGAUGGAGGAUGAGGCCGUGAGGAAGAAGAACAUGCCCCCGGAGCCCCAGGCAGACAAGGAGCUGAGGAUGGAGACCAGGGAGGACAAAUCCCUGCAGCAGAACCUUGUGGAAGAGGCUGUUUGGAGCAGCUCCAUUGCACAGGAAACCAGCGAGGAGGAAAAGCCCGGGAGAUCCCACAUGAGGAUGGGCUGCAAACACAGUUCUUGGGUAUCCGAGGAGAACCAGGGCCAAAGAACCGGACAGAGCUGCAGCCAGAGCUCAGAGCUGGGGUUCCAUGAGCAUCUUCAUGAUGCGGAUAAGCCCCACAAGUGUUCAAAUUGUGGGAAGAGCUUCAGCAAGAGAUCCUCCCUGAUCUGGCACUGGAGAAUCCACAUGGGGGAACGGCCCUAUGAGUGUGGGGAGUGUGGAAAGAGCUUCAGUAUGAGAUUCAAACUGAUCCGCCACCAGAUGAUCCACACUGGGGAGAGGCCCUAUGAAUGUGACAUACGCAGGAAGAGGUUUCAGACCAGCUCCAAUCUCGUCAUGCAUCAGCGGAUUCACACAGAAGAGAGGCCCUUCCGCUGCCCUGACUGUGGGAAGGGCUUCAAAUACAACUCCCGCCUUGUCUCCCACAGGCGCAUCCACACUGGGGAGAUGCCCUAUGAGUGUGGGCAGUGUGGGAAGUGCUUCAGGACAAGCUCUGAACUGAUUGUCCACCAAAGGAUCCACACAGGGGAACAGCCCUAUGAGUGUGAUAAAUGCAGCAAGAGGUUUCUGACCAGCUCCAGUCUCCUCCUGCACCAGCGCAUUCACAUAGAGGAGAGGCCCUUCUGCUGCCCCGACUACAGGAAGGGCUUCAGGCACAACUCCAACCUCGUCACCCACCGGCGCAUCCACACUGGGGAGAGGCCCUAUGAGUGUUCUGAGUGUGGGAAGAGCUUUUCACAGAGCUCUCACCUGACCAAACACCAAUGGAGGCACCACUGCAUGUCCGCAGCUGUCCCAUGCCACAUGGACUGGGUGCUCGCCAUCCUCGGCGCCCUUGAGUCUCCAGCCCGGGGCAACUCCCCCGGCACUGCCCCCAACAGCGGCACCCCCAAAACUCUGCCGUCUCGGAGCCGCCGAGCGGGUGCCUGGCCCUCGGCCCUGAGCACAGAGCUCUGCCCGGGGGCUCCCGGGGAAAGGCGGCGGCGCUCGGCAGAGGCCCCAGCCCGCCCAGCCCGCGAUCCCGGCAGCUGCCCCGCGCUCGCCAGGCGCUACGGCUUCCGCAACCGGGCACAAUAUUCACUUCAUGCAAUCUUUGCUAUCUCUGCUUACAGGCCCCAUGAGUGCCCCAAGUGUGGGAAGAGCUUCUCACAGAGCUCUCAUUUCACCAGAUACAAGAUGCACCACUGAGGGAAGCCCUGCAAGUGCCCGGAGUGCAAGAAGAGCUUUGUGCCAAGCUUGGAGCUGGUGGUCCAUGAGCAGCUUCAUGAUGGGAAGAAGCCCCACAAGUGCUCAAAAGUUGGGAAGAGCUUCAGUCAGAAAUCCAACCUCAUCUGCCACUGGAGAAUCCACACGGGGGAGCGGCCCUAUGAACGUGGGGAAUGCGGAAAGAGCUUCAGGAUAAGUUCAGAAUUGACUGUCCACCAAAGGAGCCACACAGGGGAGAGGCCCUUUGAGUGUGAUAAGUGCUGGAAGAGAUUUCAGAGCAGUUCUGAUCUGCUCAAGCACUAUCGCAUUCACAUGGAUGAGAGGCCCUUCUGCUGCCCUGACUGUGGGAGGGGCGUCAAGCAAAACUGCACCCUCGUCAGGCACCGGCGCAUCCACACUGGGGAGACGCCCUACGGGUGUGGGGAGUGUGGGAGGAGAUUCUCACAGCACUCUAACUUGAUCAUACACCAACAGAGUUUCCACUAA